Messenger RNA from Mesorhabditis belari, 1299 nucleotides. The record is from the annotation of a GenBank genome assembly. NCBI's taxonomy places the organism in Eukaryota, Metazoa, Nematoda, Chromadorea, Rhabditida, Rhabditidae.
AUGGCUGAAUUUGAUUUGACGAAAAAGAUGGCUCCAUUUUUGGAUCUCCAUCUAAUCAUCCCGCUUCUCGAGUUUAUCGAACCACGAAAGAUUUUCGAUGAAAAAUCGAUGAUCGAGAUGCAUCGGAAGGUUUUGCUGAAGACGAAUAUGAUCGAUUCAAUUAUCGAAACUUACCCAGCAAAGCAAGUGCCCGCCGAGCUUGAACAACGACGAGAUGCUAUCCUUGCAGAGCGAGAGCAGUUGAAGGCUCAGGUCGAUCCGGUAAUCGAGUUGCUUGAAUCGGAGUCUGUGAAAGACAUCAUCGAGUCGACACGCGAACGAGACGGAAAUCAGAAGAUCUUGGAGCAUUUGAUAAACAAUCACGGGUUUAAAUUGGAAAUGUUGGACGUUCUCUUCAAGUACGCGAAAUUUUUGUACGAAUGCGGAAACUAUCAGGCUGCGUCCAUCAUUCUUUUCCAUUACAGAAAUCUGAUUCCACAACACGAUCCAAAUUAUUUAAAUGCACUUUAUGGAAAACUUGCAUCAGAGAUCAAUCUACAGGAAUGGGAACACGCCAAAGAUGAUCUCGUCAAAUUGCGAGCUUACAUCGACUCGAAUCCGUUUGACACCGAGUGGGAACUGGUUCAACAGCGGGCAUGGUUGAUGCAUUGGGCGCUCUUUGUCUAUUUCAACUAUCCAAAGGGUCGAGAUGAAAUUAUUGACUUGUGCCUCAAUCAACAAGCGUAUUUAAGCACGAUACAAGUUGUCUGUCCUCACCUGCUUCGUUAUUUGGCUGUCGCUGUUGUUACUUCAAAGAAUAAGCAGAAGAAUAGCUUGAAAGAUCUUAUCAAAGUCAUUGAUAUUGAACGACAUAAUUAUGCCGAUCCUGUGACUGAUUUCUUGACGUGUCUCUACAUAAAAUAUGAUUUUGAUGAGGCGCAACAAAAGUUGCGACAAUGUGAAAAGGUCCUUUCAAACGAUUUCUUCCUUACUGCUUGUUUGGAGGAUUUCCGUGAGUCGGCUCGUCUUUUGACUUUUGAGAUGUUCUGCCGAAUUCACCAAUGCAUUUCCAUUGAAAUGCUUGCCCAACGCCUCAAUAUGAAACAGGAGGAAGCUGAGCGGUGGAUUGUCGAUUUGAUCAUUAACUACCGAAUUGAUGGAGCAAAGAUCGACUCGAAAUUGGGGCAGGUUGUGAUGGGAGUAAAGACGAGCAAUAUUCACGAACAGGUGAUUGAAAGCGCCGAACGAUUGACGAAGCGAGCCCAGGCAUUGACUCUACAAUCGGAAAAAGUUCGAACGGAUCGCGUACGAGGACUUCAG